AUGCAGAUCAUCCCACCGACCCAAUCAAUUCGCAACAACAACAUCUAUCUGCACAGCCACAACACCAGAUCAACGGCAGUAGCCGCAAGAAUGGUCGCUGUUGCCCUCUCCAACGGCGACGACGCAGCAGCAGCAGCAGCGUCGCCAUCAGACCCGUUCACCGCCACUGCCACUUCCACUGCCACUGCCGCUGCCGGUCGAUCGUCGUCGACUCCGGGCGGUGGAGGCGGCAAAGGUCUUCUCGACAUCGAACUCAGUCACAUGGGAUCUUGGGUGCAGACGCAGGUAGAAGACGACAAUGAUUGGCAAGGAGGAUCAUUCCCCCAUAUCUCGGAGAAGGAAGCGGUACUGAAGGAGAAGCGCAACGGCAAAGACGACGGCGGCGGCGGCGACGGCUACGGCUACGAAGCGGUCGAGAAGAGCCGAGAUGGGGUGGUGGGGAAUCAGAAGGUCCUUGGAACGUGUACGAGUACUACUCACGGCGCGAGAGAUGGUCAUGACAAUGGCGGUGGUGAUGAUGUUGUUUUCAUUUACAGCGGAUCAUCCCAGGUGGAAAACUUUCUGAGCUGGUUCUCACUGGCCUCGAAAGAACUGAUGAAGCUUGAAUCACUGCAAGGUUCUAUCCCACCAAUAAAGCAUUCGAAGUCUCCGCCUUCUCAAGUGUGCGAUGCGAUUAGUUAUGUACAUACGUUUGCUGGCACUGUCCGAGCGAAGCCCUCCCCAUUCCCUUUUACACCGAGUAUAGUGAUAGAGCGCAAAGACAUGAGCGAGUCCUGA
Messenger RNA from Diplodia corticola, 777 nucleotides. RefSeq lists its product as uncharacterized. The record is from RefSeq and is a predicted model, not a curated record. Lineage: Eukaryota; Fungi; Ascomycota; Dothideomycetes; Botryosphaeriales; Botryosphaeriaceae. The transcript has 3 exons. The coding region runs from base 1 to 777 and encodes 258 amino acids.